This is a messenger RNA of Phasianus colchicus (ring-necked pheasant), 4655 nucleotides long. Lineage: Eukaryota; Metazoa; Chordata; Aves; Galliformes; Phasianidae. The record is from RefSeq and is a predicted model, not a curated record.
AUGGAGAUGUCACUGUGUAGCUCAGGCUUCCACGAACCUGGGUCUGGGCUGGCAUUGAGAUGGGUGGGUGGCUAUGAGUGCAAUCGGUUUGGCUUUCUACCCUUGGAAUUUGUGAAAACUGCUUGGUUUUUAGUGUACCUGUUGAGAAACAGCAAUUAUAAAAACAUGCAUCGAAGGCACACAACCCUUCGGGAGAAGGGCCGCAGGCAGGCCAUCCGGGGCCCAGCCUACAUGUUCAAUGAGAAAGGCACCAGCCUGACUGCAGAGGAGGAACGUUUCCUUGAUUCUGCAGAAUAUGGCAACAUUCCAGUCGUGCGAAAAAUGCUGGAGGAGUCCAAAACCUUGAACUUUAAUUGUGUUGAUUAUAUGGGACAAAAUGCCCUACAGUUAGCUGUAGGGAAUGAGCACUUGGAAGUGACGGAGCUCCUCCUCAAAAAGGAGAAUCUAGCUCGAGUUGGGGAUGCGCUUUUGUUAGCCAUCAGUAAAGGAUACGUGCGCAUAGUGGAAGCAAUAUUGAACCAUCCCGCCUUUGCACAAGGGCAGCGUCUCACACUCAGUCCCCUUGAGCAGGAACUGAGAGAUGACGAUUUUUACGCCUACGACGAAGAUGGAACUCGGUUUUCCCACGACAUUACCCCUAUCAUACUUGCUGCCCACUGCCAGGAGUAUGAAAUUGUUCACAUCUUACUUCUAAAAGGUGCACGGAUUGAAAGGCCGCAUGACUAUUUUUGCAAGUGCAAUGAAUGUAUUGAGAAGCAGAGGAAAGACUCCUUUAGUCACUCUCGAUCGAGAAUGAAUGCCUACAAAGGAUUAGCCAGUGCUGCUUACUUGUCUCUUUCCAGCGAAGACCCCGUCCUUACUGCUUUAGAAUUAAGCAAUGAAUUGGCCAGACUAGCCAACAUUGAAACUGAAUUUAAGAACGACUAUAGGAAGCUAUCUAUGCAAUGCAAGGACUUUGUAGUGGGGGUACUGGACCUGUGCAGAGACACUGAAGAAGUAGAAGCAAUUCUGAAUGGAGAUGUGAACAUACAUCUGUGCCCUGAGCAUCACCGGCCAAGUCUGAGCAGAAUUAAACUGGCAAUUAAGUAUGAGGUCAAAAAGUUUGUUGCUCACCCCAACUGCCAGCAGCAGCUGCUCACCAUGUGGUAUGAAAACCUCUCAGGCUUACGACAGCAAUCCAUAGCUGUGAAGUUCCUGGCUGUCUUUGGGGUUUCCAUAGGCCUGCCCUUCCUUGCCAUAGCCUACUGGAUUGCUCCCUGCAGCAAGUUGGGACGGACCCUCCGAAGUCCUUUCAUGAAGUUCGUGGCGCACGCUGUUUCUUUCACAAUCUUCCUUGGACUGUUAGUAGUGAACGCUUCGGAUCGGUUUGAAGGAGUAAAAAAUCUUCCCAACGAAACCAUCACAGAUCAUCCCAAACAAAUAUUUAGAGUCAAAACAACUCAGUUCUCGUGGACAGAAUUGCUGAUCAUGAAGUGGGUAUUGGGCAUGAUAUGGUCAGAGUGUAAGGAGAUCUGGGAAGAGGGCCCACGAGAGUAUGUGGUACAUCUCUGGAACCUUCUGGACUUUGGGAUGCUGUCCAUCUUUGUGGCGUCGUUCACUGCCAGGUUCAUGGCUUUCCUCAAAGCGACUGAAGCACAGCAGUACGUCGAUCAGUACGUUCAAGAUGAUGACCUCAAUAAUGUCACCCUUCCCCCUGAAGUUGCUUACUUUACUUACGCCAGGAACAAGUGGCUUCCCUCGGAUCCUCAGAUCAUUUCAGAAGGACUGUAUGCAAUAGCUGUGGUACUCAGCUUCUCCCGCAUUGCUUACAUUCUUCCAGCCAACGAAAGCUUCGGGCCCCUGCAGAUCUCUUUGGGAAGGACUGUGAAGGAUAUCUUCAAGUUCAUGGUCAUCUUUAUCAUGGUGUUCCUGGCCUUCAUGAUUGGAAUGUUCAACCUUUACUCUUACUACCUUGGUGCAAAAUACAACCCUGCAUUUACAACGGUAGAAGAAAGUUUUAAAACCUUAUUCUGGUCAAUAUUUGGCUUAUCUGAAGUGAUAUCCGUGGUGCUGAAGUACGAUCAUAAAUUCAUUGAGAAUAUUGGAUAUGUACUCUAUGGAGUAUACAACGUGACCAUGGUGGUGGUGCUGCUUAAUAUGCUAAUAGCCAUGAUAAACAACUCUUAUCAGGAAAUUGAGGAGGAUGCAGAUGUGGAGUGGAAGUUUGCACGUGCCAAGCUCUGGCUGUCCUACUUUGAUGAAGGAAGGACUUUACCUGCUCCCUUUAAUCUAGUGCCAAGCCCUAAAUCAUUUUAUUAUCUCAUACUGAGAAUAAAAAUGUGCCUCAUAAAACUCUGCAAAUCUAAGGCCAAAAACUGUGAAAAUGAUCUUGAGAUGGGAAUGCUGAACUCCAAACAACGGAAAGUUCGUUUUCAGUCUAGCAGUCUGCAUAUGGAAAAUUUUUCAGUGAAGAAUGCUUACAACAAGCCCACAAGAUACCAGAAAAUAAUGAAACGCCUGAUUAAGCGCUAUGUGCUGAAGGCUCAGGUGGACCGAGAAAAUGAUGAAGUCAAUGAAGGAGAACUUAAAGAGAUUAAGCAAGAUAUUUCUAGUCUCCGAUAUGAACUCCUGGAGGAAAAGUCCCAGGCGACUGGUGAGCUGGCAAGACUUAUACAGCAACUGAGCGACAAAUUCGGGAAGAACUUAAAUAAGGACAUUUGAUGGUGAGCACAGAGGAAAGCAACUAGUUUUCUAAACAUUACUCAGUCUCAACCAGCAUCUUAAGAGGACAAAAACAACGCAAAAAAUGGGGACCAGACUCAUCUUCUAUGAAUUGGCAGGUGUCAGUUGGAGCAUUUUGCAUUACUCCUGUGUUUGGUGAAUUUCCAGUUGAAUCUUUUAUGACACAAAAUAACUUACUGGUAAAAGCAUACACCCUUCGACAUCAGAAAUAAAUGAACUGUAGGGAAGGCACCUUUUAGUUAAGGGCAGAAAAGCCAGAUCUUCAUCCACCUGUCUCCAGAGUGAACUGUACUCAUUUACCUUAACUCUGUACUGAGCAGGAGUUGGUGAAGGCUGAAGGAAAAACGUGCCAAGCAUAUUCCUUGAGAAUUUAAAAGAAUCCUGUCCUUGGGUGUGUACUCUCCUUUUAUGUUUACAUGGGCAUCCAGAGGUAACUUUGAACAGCAUGGUGGUUAAUGAAAAGUAUAUGAGAAAUCAUCUGCUGAAAUGAGCAAGGCCAAGUGUCAGAUACUUUUCAGAUUGGAUGAGAGAGUUGGAACCAGGAACCAAACUUGUUGGGUAAAACAUCCUUCAUCUCUUUGCUGGAACCUGAUAAAGGGAUUCCAAGCCAAAAACUCCUCUGCCUUUUCCAGCUGUUUUAGCCAACCCACUAACAGAUAUGGUCCCUUUAUACACAUACCAAGCCUCUCUUUUGUCCAUAGAUGAUCCCAGCUACAACAACAGUGUACUGAAAUAUUCAGUGAAAAUCCACAGCAGAAAUAACAUAUUUUGUGCUUAUGUGUUCAGGACAAGGAACAGCACUAAUUGAUGACAGCAACUCAACUCAGCUGCUCUGCUUGGGUUCCAGAGUUCAUACAGCAAGCCAUAGCAUGAGGUAAACUAUGAAAAAUGUACCCCAGGAGCUUCAAAUCUUUGAAAGCAUAGGAAAAGGCUUCAUUUCCAAUGAGGACAUGGUGACAAAUAAAAAAUAAAAAGAAGAAUGAAUUGUUGAAGAGAUGAUUGUUCUGAGUUAUGUGUUUGGCUCUUCUGGAGGACCUGGAAGGAAUUAAAACCACUUCCAAGGUUGUAAUACAAACACUCAGACUGCACUUUUACAAAGGGUGAGCAACGAGUCGAUGCAAAGCAACUGAAGACUUGGAUUGCUUGGGUUUCUACGUUUAGCUACGUGAUUUCAGUAUUUAAAGCACACCUUACAACUUGGGAACCGCUGAACUGUACUGUUUGUUCACAAGGUGCACCUAUGAGAUGACCAUUGCGUUUUAGGUAUCAGCUGAGAAAAACAAGCAGAAGCAGAAGGUGACCAGUGAUCAGUUCUUAAGUGCCAGAUGAGAACACAGAUAGCCUAAUAGAAUCAUAGUUAUAUUUGUACAAAAACGUUGAGGAAAAAAAAAAAAGACAAAAUAAAAAAGUGUACUGUAUGUAGAUCUGUUUAGAGAAAAAGCAGAAUACUGUAUUUUUACCUUUAAUAAGAUUAUCUUGUAUACUGUCAUAUUUUUACCUAAAACCAGGAAAAAAAAAUAAAAUUACCUCAUAAUAUUUUGUUGUACAUUCGGUGAAAUACUUGCCUGAUCUUUUGGAUACCCCAAACAUUUUGUUGUUUUUCUCCUGUGUUAACAAUGAAACCAUCCAAAGAAGCAAUUUUGCCAUGAAACUUCUUAAGUUUGACAGAAUCAAAAGGCAAAACUUAAAGUAUAUCUCAAGGGAAUGAACUUAGGGAAUGGGAAUUUCAGACAACAACCUGUAAACGUGACUCCUUACCAGUGGUGCUUUAUUUGAAAUGUUAUCAGCAUUAAGACGUUUCUAAAACUAAUGUGGGAAAUCUGCUUCUUUUGCAUGAUGGCUCUUGCAACGUAGUGUUAUGAUGAACCACUUAGAUGACAACAUCUAUCACAGAGCACCAAAUGCUGGCACAAGGUGGUCACUACAUGUAAUGU